AGAAGAUCAUUAUUCCGAUUCUUCUAGAAAGGUUGUCUCUCUCUCUCUUGUGAUUUUUUCUUACAUAACAAAGAUAGAGAGAGAGAAAGCCUUGGUGGGUUCAAUAGAUUCUUUCUCUUGUCUUGUCUCUUCAAAGCCACGCCCCGUUGGUAAAGAUGGAGGAACAGUUCAUACUUAGGGUUCCACAGUCUGUUUCAGAGCGAAUCGAUCGCCUUUUGAGCGACGAGGCUUCUUCUACUUCCGACGAGAUCCCUUUAGAUUUGUGCUUUUCAGAGGAUGGGAGAAGCGGGACGUUUGUAAUUGGAAACGAAGAGUUCCCGGCUUCUCUGCUGGACCUUCCUGCUGUUGUUGAGUCUUUUAAAACUUAUGAUGACUCUGCACUUGUCAAAACUGCUGACAUUGGCCAGAUGAUCAUGGUUAGGGAGCAGGGUGAUCCUGCGCCUAAUACAGUUGAGUACAGACAUGGUCUAACUCCUCCUAUGAAGGAUGCUCGUAAGAGAAGAUUUCGUCGAGAGCCUGAUCUUAAUCCGGAGCUUGUACAGCGCGUUGAGAGGGACUUGCUGAACAUCUUGAGUGGUAGAACUGUCGAAAACGGAAAUGAGCAGCAAGAGGAGACAGUUGCGGAGGUGAAUACAAAUAAGAAAGUCUCUUCUACUUCUUCACCUGCUGCUACACCUGUUGAAAAGCCGGAAGAAGCUCCUGAGGCAGGGACUAAUAAUAACAAUCAUAAUACUCCAGCAGAAGUUGAGCAGGAGAGAAGUGAAUCAGAAGAUUCUGAUGAUUCUAUGUGAAAGGUUGGUUAUGAAUGUAUCACGUUUGAAGAAACGAAUGCAGCUAUGUUUACCACUUUUAUCAUUUAUUGGUUCGUGGUCAGGAAGAGAAGAGCGUUACGAUCUGGUAAUUAAUAACUUUUAUUAGUCCAA
This is a messenger RNA of Raphanus sativus (radish), 923 nucleotides long. RefSeq names its product transcription initiation factor TFIID subunit 7. The record is from RefSeq and is a predicted model, not a curated record. Gene Ontology annotation, molecular function: RNA polymerase II general transcription initiation factor activity. NCBI's taxonomy places the organism in Eukaryota, Viridiplantae, Streptophyta, Magnoliopsida, Brassicales, Brassicaceae. Gene Ontology annotation, biological process: transcription initiation at RNA polymerase II promoter; RNA polymerase II preinitiation complex assembly. The transcript has 5 exons. Gene Ontology annotation, cellular component: transcription factor TFIID complex. Bases 156 to 791 code for a protein of 211 amino acids.